Molecule: messenger RNA, 1485 nt
Organism: Wasmannia auropunctata (little fire ant)
Lineage: Eukaryota; Metazoa; Arthropoda; Insecta; Hymenoptera; Formicidae
Product: fatty acid synthase-like
Exons: 5
Coding region: 1-1485 (494 amino acids)
Biological process (GO): biosynthetic process
Source: RefSeq, a predicted model, not a curated record
AUGCUAAUGGAUCAUUAUGCCAACCAAAGAUUGCUGGUGCGUUCGUGUUUCUCGACCUUCACUGCCAUUCUUAAGAUGAAAGGCGAGACAGUGUCGGAUCUGCGACGAAUGUUUCACGGCAUGCUCCAGACCAUGGGUUCGCUGGAAGGCAUCGGACGACCGAUCAGCAGCUGCAGCGACCUGUUCGUGCACUUGGUCGUAGAGAUGCUGGACCAACGCACAAGAAGAGAAUGGGAGAUCGAGAUUGGCAGCACCACAGAGCCUCCGUCCAUCGACGAGUUAAAGACAUUCAUGGAAUGCCGCUUACGAUCGCUGGAGGCCCUUCACCCGGCUUCGGGGGAUGCAGCCAAGACGAGCGGAACCACGUCAAGGACGGCACGGUCGCACCUCGCCCAGAAGACGGGCAGAGGGUUGAAGAACGUAAACAUAGUGGCUCAAAACGCGUCACUGGCCGAACUUGGUAUGGAUUCGAUGAUGGCAGUAGAAAUUAAGCAGACAUUGGAAAGAGAGUUUGAUAUUCUUUUAACGGCGCAAGACAUUCGAAAUCUUAAUUUUGCUAAACUUAAACAAAUGACAGAUACAGCCGAGCAAAGGAAAACGCACAACAUAAAUAAAAUUGAUACAAAUAAUUUGGAAGGUUUGGACAUCAUGAUUCAAAUAAUUAAGGAUUCAGAUUUAGUUUCAGAUGUUCUUGUAGAACUUGCUACAGAGAAGGAGGAUGGUAGAGAUAUUGUAUUUCUCAUACCAGGAGUUGAAGGAUGUUCAAAAGUAUAUAAAUCUAUAGCAUCAAAAAUUAAAUUUUUGCCAAUAUGUGUACAACAUGGUAUCCUUAAUAUACCUCAAAGUCAUUCAGUGAUGAAAUCAGCUGCAUAUUUGCUGCCUUAUAUAUUGAAGAAAUUAAAAGAUCGAAGAGAAUUUCUAAUAGUGGGUUAUUCAUUUGGAUCUUUAAUUGCUAUCGAAUUAGCAAGAUUAUUAGAAGUUAAUAAUUUCUCAGGACGAUUAAUACUAAUAGAUGGAGCUCCUGAUAAAAUGAAAUUUUGGCUUGAGCAAUAUACUUCAUACACUUCGCCAGAAGAGAUACAAAAUACAAUAUUACUUAGCUUGUUGGAAAUGUAUACUGCAGUUAACAAGCAAAUGCUUGUAUUGGAGCUGAAUAAAUGUAACGCAUGGGAAGAGAAAUUAAAAAUAUUUCAUGCUUACUUUCCAAAGGAAUUAAAUAAAUUAAGUAUUGAAAAUCAAAAACUUAUAUGUUCGACAAUUUAUAAUAAUGUAAUUGCUAUACGGGAUUAUAAUAUAUCUUCAUUACCACGCCUUAAGUCAUCUAUAACAUUGUUAAGACCUACUCUUGCAAUUACCUCUUUUAUUGAAGAGGAUUAUGGUUUACGUAAGGUUACCGAAGGUACAGUGCAAAUUCAAUAUGUAGAAGGUACUCAUAUCACAAUGAUGGACAACGAUAAAAUUAUAUCGAUUAUUAAUGAAGAAUAG